CAACAAAAAAACAACAGGGAGUGGGAGUGGAAAUCCAAACAAUCAAACAAAAAAAGUGAAUUGAUAAAACUGUAUGAGAUGAAGAGACAAGAAUAUGGAGAUUAAUUUUCCUACGACUGACAAAACUCCGGCUGCAAAUAAAAUAAGUUAGUCCUUAAGGUGUUACAAGUUUGUUUGUUGCUUUUAUUACAAGAGUUUUAGGUCUCUUGCAUACUAAAUAGUGAUGGCUAUUUGACACUGCUUUUCCUGCCAUAGCUGCAUCCUUGUAAUCCUUCGUUUUGUAGUCUGGUCAGGGUCAAUAGAGGAGCUCCCUGGUUGAGUUAUUUUUUUAACAUUUUAUUGGGUUUUACAUUCAUAAUUCAUAACAAUAGUACUUCUCUUUUUUAACAUUUGCCUUCCCAAUUGACCAGGAUUUUUUUCUCUCCCUGGUUGAGUUAUUAUAGAAAACCAUUCCUAACCAUCUUAACAGCAUCCACCCAAACAUCCAAUUCACCAUGGAAAAAGAAAAGGAAGGAAAACUGCCAUUUCUAGAUGUUCUGGUCAUCCGCAAACCCAAUCAACAAUUGGGCCACACAGUUUACAAAAAACCUACACACACAGAUAGAUACCUUCAUAAUAACUCCAACCAUCACCCAAGUCAAAAAAGGAGCACAAUCAAAGCCCUGACAGACCGUGCACAAAGAAUCUGCGAACCUCACCUCCUCCAAGGUGAACUCAACCACCUAAACUGGGCUCUACAGGCCAAUGGAUACUCCACCACAGACAUCAAAAGAGCUGCAAGGCCAAGAACAAGCCAUGAGAGUCAAGACAAAGAUCCACCCAGAGGAAAGGUGUUCUUACCAUACAUCAAGGGAACUACUGACCGCAUAGGGAAGCUGAUGAAGAAGCACAACCUACAAACUAUCUACAGACCCACGAAGAAAAUCCAACAAAUGCUACGGUCAGCGAAGGACAAGAGGGAUCCUCUCUCUUCUGCAGGAGUCUACCGGAUACCAUGCAGCUGUGGACAAGUCUACAUAGGGACCACCAAACGCAGCGCCCAAACAAGAGUCAAAGAACAUGAAAGGCACUGCAGACUAAUUCAACCAGAGAAAUCAGCCAUAACAGAGCAUUUGAUGAACCAGCCUAGACACAGAAUACUAUUUGAGAACACAAAAAUGCUGGACCAUUCUAACAACUAUCAUGUCAGACUACACAGAGAAGCCAUUGAAAUCCACAAGCAUGUGGACAACUUCAACAGAAAGGAAGAAACCAUGAAAAUGAACAAAAUCUGGCUACCAGUAUUAAAAAACUCAAAAAUCAGAACAGUAAAUAAAAAGCAAUACUCUGAAAACAGAGGAUUUCCAGACAUGAAUCAACCAAGGGCAGUUAACGACUCUAAACAAAGGAUGCCCCAGAGGCAGGAAGAAGACAGCAGAUAAGCUUUUCAAUGCUAAUUAAAGUGAUUAACUACACAACAUUCACACUGACCUCUCUCACCCUAGACUUUCCACAGAUAUAUAUUAACCUCUUUGCUUAGUUUUCUCCAUACCUCACAACCUCUGAGGAUGCCUGCCAUAGAUGUGGGCGAAACGUCAGGAGAGAAUGCUUCUGGAACAUGGCCACACAGCCCGAAAGACAUACAACAACCCUGUGAUCCCGGCCAUGAAAGCCUUCGACAACACAUUCCUAAACUGUAUAUUUCAGGAUUCCAUAGGAUGGGACUAUGGUAGUAAACGUUGUACCAUAGGACUAUGAUUAUUUAGUUUGGAAGAGACUUAACACAGCUAUUUGAACCAUAUCCACCAGUCAAGUAGAUAAAAUUUUACUGGUAGGUCACUACUAAGAUAUAUUCGCCCUGUCUGAUCUCCAUCCAUAUAGGAUGGUCACUCAGGGACACACUAAAGGUCAAACUGCAUUAAUUCUACAGUGUAUAUGUACCCUUUGUCAGUGAGGUAUAGCUCAAUUCUAGGCUUUGUCUGGAUUUUAAAUAAAUAGUUGGAGUGUUGAAUUCUAGAAAAUAGGCGGAAAACCUUGACUAUCCCAUUUAAAGUUCAGACUAAAACUCAGAAUAGGUAUCCUGUCUCAGGAAGACAGAAGCUGCCACUCUGGCCUGUUUCCUCAUGUUUCCUCAUUUUGUGUCUAAAGAGCCACUAUUGCUUUUAUCCUCUUGAAGCCACAGGCAGAAUUACUCAUCUCAAGACUGUUUCCCUGGGAAUCUCGAGGCCUAUGUAUGCUGAACCUUAAUAUUAUGUGGCUUCCCCUGCUACUUUUUGUUCCCAAUCCAAACAAUAGAAAGCAAAAGACAUAUGAAUAAAGAAAAUCAUUAGUGAAAGAAGGAAUGAAAGAAAGAAAGAAAGAAAGAAAGAAAGAAAGAAAGAAAGAAAGAAAGAAAGAAAGAAAGAACAGAAGGAAAGUUCCUUAACCCCACUGCAAAUGAUGUCCUCACUCGAAUUCCCCCAGUGUCAGGCUUUUGUCAUUGUUUGGCAAGCUUCAUAAGUGAGAGUGAUAGCUAAUGACUAGGCAACAGCAAAUAGGGUCCCUAGUGAGCCGGUCAGCUUGUUUCUCCUCUGUUACAUUGAAAGGGGAUGGCAGCCAGCAUCCAGAGACCAGCACAAGUCAGAAGAGUCACAAAACAGAGUUUUCUUUCUACAGCUUCUUUUCAUCUCUUUGUUCAGAUACAUAAUGAAGUUAAAAAAGACAAAAGACGGAAGUGGAUCAGGCAAGGGAUUUGUUAAACUACAGCCACAAAGCUGUGAACAGUGCAGACAGGUAGAGUCCAACGGUUGGAGCCACAUGGGGAAAUAGCCCUGUCAACACAUACCAGUGAUUGCCCUGCCACUGCAUCCAAUAAGUAACUAGGAAAACCCAUUUCAUUUUGUUUUUUCAGAGGCUGGAUUGUAUAGCUAGUGGUGAACGUCUCGCUAUGCCUUCCUCCCAUUAUGCAUUUGUGGAGAAGUAGUGGUGGAAGCCAGCAUGCCCUUCUCCAAUCAGCUUAACACCUUCUUCUCAGAUGUUAAAACUGCCAUGUGAGCUUAGGGGCCAUCCAAGAUAUUUUGUGCCUCAGGAAGACCAGCCAAAAAUACACCACUCUCACCUCAAGUGCAAACACCCAAGCCAGCCAAGUUAUUUUGCCACCUGGUACUGGCAUUAAAAAGAUAAAAAUACAAUAAUAAAGUAAAUUGCUAACAAUUUGACACUCUUUCAUGAAACUCAAUAUCUGCUUCCUGAGAAAGGGAUCUCAUUCUUUCUAAUGACAGGCCUGGGUCCCAAACUUUAGCCAUGUUAGUUGGGUUUAUCUGCAUACCACCAGUAUUGGCUAGAUAAGGGAUUCUUGACCAUUCAGUUAGAUCUUCCUAAAAGCUUCUUGAAUGCUCACAAGCCAAAACAGGGAUUAAUUAGUACUCUUUUUCCAGCAGAAAUUCCUAUGCCAUUGAUGCUGUUUGGUCUUGAAUGACAAGAAUCCUAUAUGAGCCUGCCCCAGCUCCAAGGUGCUUAAGGGAGGUCCUUCUCCCAAUCCUACUGCCUCUAUAGACAUGUUUGGGGGCAUAAAGAAUGAGAGAGGCCUGAUUGAUUGCUGCCACUAGAUUCUGGAACUCCCUUCAUGGGAGGCUAGUAUGGCACCCUUUCCUUGCUCUCCUCCCAUUGAUAAUGAAAACUUGCCUGUUCCAUGUGCGUUUAAGGAUUGUGUUGUUUUCUUCUUUUUAUAGCCUUUCUUUUCACGAAUUAUUUUAAUUCACAAUAGUUUUAAAUUGCUAGAAUGUUGAAUUGCCUUUCAAAAUACAAUAUAAGCUCUUGGUCACAUGUGUUCCAGUUUUCAUCUGUAAAAUGUUGAAGGAUAUAAGUAUAUGCUUUUUUUGGAAAGGCAUGACCUUUUAGAGGUCAUAACAUUUUGGAAAACCAGAAACUCCAUAACCUUUUGGAGAAAAAUAGCAUUCACAACCAUUUUAAAAUCAUAACCGUUUGUAAAAAUAUGAUCUUCCAGAGAAGACCCAAAAACCCAUUUGAGUAAAAUUUUCUUUUCAGUGGUGUAUACCCACAUGUACUUAUGCAUGACAAUUCAGUUUUCAGCUGUUAGACUGAUAAUCUAGUCGUCUCUGAUCCGUUAGGAACAUAGAUUAUGCCAAUACACAAAAUAGAGCAGUUCUUCAGAAGUGUUCCUUUCAGUGCCCAAAAACAUCUACUCUCCCAUAAAUAUCUUGCUUCUAUAUCAUGCUCGCAAGAGACAAAAGUAAAGUAGACUCCGUUAAAAGUAACAUAUCUGGUUUACUUCACAUAUUCACCUUCACAUAUUCAGCAUACAGGUACAUUACUUGUCAAUCCUGUUACAGAUAGGAUUUGAAUUAGUUUCUCUGUGCACAUAACACAGAGCAUCUUUCUGAUUAUCUUAACAGUCCAAAGUUUAAAGCAUCUUUGUGUUCUAAAAUGAAGUCUGAGCUCUCAGCUGUCCCAGAACUGAUCAUGUGGUCUGCAGCCCCUCCCACAACUUCAAGAAACAUGGAGUAAAGGGAAAGCUGCAUACCAAAAUAAACAUAUACAAUACAGUAAGCAAACAGGAUCAUAUACAAACAAAUUACUAGUGGAGGUUUGAAGAUGAUUGCUAUUUCCAGCAUACUUGGAUAGUAUGGUCUAAAAGAAAGAGAAUGAUAACAUCCAUACCAGCAUUGGACCUGAGUGAGUCUUAACACUAGAGGAAGACAAACAUUAAUCAAACCACUCAAUGUAUCUUUUUAAAUGAAUUCUCUCUCUCUUCUUGGCACUGAUUGCAGAUUAAGAACAUAAGAACUUCAGAAGAGCUCUGCUGGAUCAGAUCAAGGGUCCAUCUAGUCCGGCAUUAUGUUUACAUCAGCUGGCCAUAUACCUCUGGGGUGCUUCUUAAGAAUAUCAGAAGAGCCUUACUGGAUCAGAUCAAAGGCCUAUCUAGUUUGCUGUUCAUCUCACUCCAUGGCUGAUGGAAAGCCCACAAGCAGCACAAGAGUACAAGAAUUACCUCCUCCAGAUGUUCCCCAGGAAAUGUUAUACAGGUACUUGAGGAGCUGCGAUGGCGAAAUGGGUUAAACCCUUGUACCAGCUGAACUGCUGACCUGAGGGUUGGUGGUUCGAAUCCGUGAUAUGGGGUUAGCUCCCAUCUGCAAUUUCUAGCUUGGGGAGACACGAGAGAAGCCUCCCAGAAAGAUGGUAACACAUCCGGGCAUCCCCUGGGCAACAUCUCUGUAGACGGCCAAUUCUCUCACACCAGAAGCGACUUCCAGUAUGUACUCAAGUCACUUCUGACAUGAUAAAAAAAAAAGCCACAACUUUAAUCCCAGUUUUCUCUCUGCUUGAGUGCUGGCGGAAGGAAUCUUCCACAAAAACAUGAAUCCAAGGUUUGUUUGUUACCACUGCUUUCUCUCCCUUGGAAAAAUAACUCUGACAUCUAGGUGAUGGGAGUAAUUUUUUGCCUUCCAUCUUGUAUCAUCUUCUCAACUUGUACACAGUUGGUAAGCAAAGGGAGACUUUUGUAUUUCCAUUGCACCAGGCUAGAUAAUAAGUAGCAUGAAAAUUGGGCUAACAGGACAUUUUACAGUAAUAAAAUCCACAGCAAACCUGCUCAGUUGGCUUGGCAAACUGUUGCAACUUUGUUUGAAGAACAAGAAAGAAAAAAACAGAAUUGCUGAUAUAAAUUGGUAAGAGAGAAGAUAGAGCAGAGCCUGAUGCUUCUUAAGGUAAAUAAUAUGCAUUUUUUGGGGGGGGGGGAGUGGCUAAUACAAUAUUAGCCCCAGGGACAAAGAUAUUUUCUCUCUUAGAAGCAGUGCACAUUUUAUAGCCUCUUAGAAAAUAAUUUCAUUUUCCUUGUACCACUCAGGAAACCUGAUAGAAUGUGCAUUUCUAAAACUAAAAAGGCUAUACUGAUUAUUAAAAGACACAUAAAGUCAGGGGAUGCUUGAGGUAAACUUGCAUGGAAGGAGAAAUUAAAAACUCCACCUACUCCUGGGUAUACUAUUGUAGGGCUACAACAAUUUUUUCAAUUCAGUUUCACCACAGAUGCUUUUGAAAACAGUUGCAUUAAUAUUAGUCCUUUUGAACAAUAAUCAGGUCUAGUGCAUCCAAAGGCUUUACUGACUUUCUUCUUUCAUACCCUGUUACAAGACUAACAUAUAAAUUCAUUUCUGCUUGCUGUUUUGAAGAAUUUCAUCCCAAGAUGCACCUCAACUGAAAUGCCCCCAAGGAACAAAGCAAAGAUCAAUGGCUUGACUGAGGGGCAUCUCGUGAACAAUGAGUAUUUUUUAUUUGUAUUACAUCCAAGCUUAGAGCAAGCACAGAAGCAAAGCUGUAGUAGAAAGGAUCUGAGCAAAUACAAUCCCAGCUAAACUUUAUCUCUUUUCCAUGCCACACUGCACUAGUUCUUUCAUAGAAUCAUAGAGUUGGAAGAGGCCUCAUGGGCCAUCCAAUCCAACCCCCUGCUGAGAAGCAGGAAAUCGCAUUCAAAGCACCCCCGACAGAUGGCCAUCAAGCUUCCAUUUAAAAGCCUCCAAAGAAGGAGCCUCCACCACACUCCGGGGCAAAAAUCUUCCAGUUCCAAACAGCUCUCAUAGUGAGGAAGUUCUUCCUAAUGUUCAGGUGGAAUCUCCUUUCCUGAAGUUUGAAGCCUUUGUUCCGUGUCCUAAUCUCCAGGGCAGCAGAAAACAAGCUUGAUCCCUCGUUCCUAUGACUUCCCCUCACAUAUUUAUACAUGGCUCUCAUCAUGUCUCCUCUCAGCCUUCUCUUCUGCAGGCUAAACAUACCCAGCUCGUUCAGCCGCUCCUCAUAGGGCUUUUUCUCCAGACCUUUGAUCAUUUUAGUCGCCCUCCUCUGGACAUCUUCCAGCUUGUCAACAUCUCCUUUCAAUUGCGGUGCCCAGAAUUGGACACAGUAUUCCAGGUGUGGUCUGACCAAGGCAGAAUAGAGGGGUAGCAUGACUUCCCUGGAUCUAGACACUAGACUCCUAUUGAUGCAGGCCAAAAUCCCAUUGGCUUUUUUAGCUGCCAUAUCCAAGGCCAGCCCUAGGUAAUUUUCAAGUGUAAUCAAACAGUAUUUUGGUGCUCCUGCAAACCAAUCACUGAAAAAUAAAAAGUAGAAGGUAGAGGUGAAUAUAAUAUAUAUGUAUGUGUGUAUGUAGCACACACACACACAUAUAUAUGAGGCACAUAUGGUCCCUGCAUAUGUGUUUGUAUGUGAGAUAUAUAUAUAUAUAUAUAUCUUAUAUAUACAUACACAUACACACAAUGUGGAGAAUAUGUGGCAAGGUAGAUAGAUAGGUAGGGAGCCACAGCAGAGGAACCGUCCCGGGAGCAAGGACUAAUAAUAAUAAUAACAGUAAUAACAAUAAUAGUAAUAAAUCAUCCCAACAAAGGAUUCCCCCAGGCAGCAAGCAGCCAAGCUUUGAAGCUGAAAGGCUAUUCAAUGCCACUCAAGAUGGGCAAUUGAAACAUUCUGCAGAUAUAUAAACCCCAAUUUAUUAGUUUCCAACCUCUGAAGAUGCCUGCCAUAGAUGCAGGCGAAACAUCAGGAGAGAAUGCUUCUGGAACAUGGGUCAUACACCCCGGAAAACUCACAGUAACCCAGUAAUUCUGGCCAUGAAAGCCUUCAACAACAUUAUGAAACUUUAUUUGUAUCCCACUUUUCUCCCUUCUUUCCUUCCUCCUUUCCUUUCCUCUUCUUCUCCUUUCCUCUUCCUUUCCCUUCCUCUUCCUUUCCUUGUCUCUUCCUUUCUUUCCUGCUCCUUCCCUUUCCUUUUUUCUCUUCCUUUCCCUUCCCCUUCCCCUCCCGUUCCUUUUCCACUUCUCUUCCUUCCCUUCCCUUUGCUUCCUGGCCACAUGCUGUGUUUCCAGCAGGGCUGCAAGGCAGAGAGAGAGAGAGGAAGAGGGAAAGCACACAUGCGGAAGAGGGCUCGCACCUCCUUGGGACCUUGUCCGUCAGUUGGUCCGUUCUUCCGUCCAUCCUUCCUUCCUUCCUUCAGCUCUUCCUGACUCCCUCUCUCACAUGAGCCCUUCCGCGUGCUUUGAGAGACCUGAAUCUGGAUGCCGGCACCUCAUCAGCGCCCCUAGCGAUUUCGCGCCACCCGCAAAAGCUUCCUUAGCUUAUAGCUUCAGCCGCCCCUGACCGCAUCACAUCACCCCUUCCACACAGCUAUAUAAAAUCCACAAUGAACUGGAUUAUAUGGCAGUGUGGACUCAGAUAAUCCAGUUCAAUGCAGAUAUUGUGGAUUAUCUUUCUUGAUAUUUUGGAUUGUAUGGCUGUGUGAAAGGGCCCUUUAUUGAUCGGAGCUGGAUUUGGAAAAAAAAAGGUUUUGGCCAAUAAACAAAUGAUUAAUAGGGAAGGCAACAAUAAUAAUCACUGCUCUGAAGAGCUCUAUUUUUCUCUCACCUGUUUUGGUUUUGAACUCUAUCUCUGGAUAGUGAGGAUAUGUGAAAGUAUGUCAUAAGGAAGAGGGAGCAGGGUUGUUUUCUGCUGGCCUGGAGAUUCUGGGUUCAAAUUACAUGGGUUCAUGACAUACAAUAUCUGAAGUCUGUGAAGUUAUUAAAAUGUUAUCCCUGUAAAUCUCCAGGUCUUCUAGUGUGAUUAUAUGAUCAGCUUCUAUCAGAUGUUGACCAUAGAUUUGUGCUGGAGGAUUUAGAAAUUUCUAGGCGUCCCUGCAGUUUUUCACACUCACAGGUGUCCUGUGCCCCUAAACACAAUGUGGAAGACUGACUAUGUUUUUAUCCAUUGGAGCAAAGAGUAUGAGACUUCAGCUUGGGAAUGUAAAGAGGGACCAAAAAUAUGAUAUAUUUUGGAUUUUAUUGAUUCUUAUUGCCAGGAUCUGAUAACAUUAUUUUUUUUCAUUUUUUCAUUCUCCUCCCUCUCCUCUGAGAUCUAUCAUCAUUCUGACAUAUUGUUGUUCUGAGCCACUGCCAUAUAAUGGACCUUGAUCAAAGAAACAGUUUGAUCUGCCAUGAAGUUUGCAGGGUGGUCAGGAUACUUUUUCUACAGGGUUGUUGCAAGGAUUAAAUGAGAGACGCCCACAUAUUCUGCCUUACUCUCCUUGGUGCAAGAGUGGGACAGAAGGGUGACAAGUACAGUAUACUUUUAGUUAAUUGGCCCCCAUAGGGAUUGGUAGAUGCUGAGUAAGUAUUAAGUGUAAUUUCUGGGUGCUUGAGAGUUACUAUUAAAAAUAGGCCUAACUAAUAUUAUACCCAUACUAUACCAUACCACACCAUAUUAACAUUGAAAAACAGUAAUUAAAAACAAAUAAAAACAAAGAAGGACAAACUUAACUUAAUGUAACACAGUUAUAAAAAGCUGAUUUUGUUAAAUUGUUGCUGGUUGCUUGAAUUCUGGUUAACUGAGAGUCCACUGCAUGUACUUAUUUUAAAAUGAUAUUGUUUUUCAAAAUAAUGAUUAAUGUGACUAAUUUCAACAUCUUUUUACUAUAUUAACACUAAAGCUCUGUUGCAACUCAUCUUCGCCAAAACAGACAUGUUAAAAUACAUAUUUGCCAUUCAAUUUUAAAGUUUAUUCAUUAGGAAUAUUUCUAUACUGCUUAUUUGAGUCAAUCCCCAAAUUAUAUCUAAACUAGUAGUGCGGCUUAAUGUUUGUUGGGGAAGAGGAGAGUCGCCCCUCAACCCCUAAACCUUCCUUUACAAUGCUCUGCUGCUUUACACCAUUUCUCUUCUCUCCAUCCAGUUUGCUUCUCCUGGCAUACCUGGGGUAGAGAUGACGAUUUAAAACAUCUGAGGCAGUUGAGGAAACUGAAUUUGGAUUUGUGGGGGACCUGGGGACAGUAAGAAAAGCCUUUAAGUUUUCCUCUUGUCCUUUGCAAACCAGGCCAAGGAACUUUUUGUCGCAAAAGUGUGGCCUGCCACAAGAGCCACCCACAUCAGUGAAGAGAAGCAAUCCUGACACAGCAGCUCAGACAAACGCUAAUUAAACUGAUCUGGGUUCUAUGCGGCAUGAUCCUUUGCUCAAAGGGAGGAUGUGAAGCAGGCAUAAGGAGCAGCACAGCGGAGGAAACGGCAGAGCAGAAGCACCUAGACACAUCAAUUAUGCAUAUAAUGCCAGCAGCAACAAAGGGGGAAAGGGACCAGAAUGAGGAGAACGGAAUAUCAUAAAGCUUUUUAAUAGUCUUUUUCUAUUAGCGUCAGAGCAGUGACCAUGUUUCAAGGCGGUGGGAAUUUUCCAAAACUCAGAUGGAAUUCAGUGACAAAAGCAAAACUGUGUUUCACUGUCUCCUCCCAAACCCCCCAUACAUGUGCUAUUGCAACCCAUGGUCUCAGAAGUGGAAUAUGAUUGGCAGGACUGUGUGGUUGGUGCGACUGAGAGACCUUAUUUAAAGACUCUCCAAAGAAGAUAUGCAGAGUGGCCAUGCCAGCUGUGAGAUUCUGGGAAUUGCAGUCCAAAGGUAACUUUUCCAAGCAUUCCGUUUGGCAAAGUACACAGUCACUGAUGGGAUUGAAGUGAAGGGUGGGGCAUGGUUAUAGCACUAGCACAUACUGGAAUGGACAGUUUUUGUUUCUGUUCACAGUGUUUUAGUUUCAACUGUAUUAAACCUUUUACAGAUGCUCA
This is a messenger RNA of Anolis carolinensis (green anole), 10539 nucleotides long. RefSeq lists its product as uncharacterized. The transcript is spliced from 2 exons. The record is from RefSeq and is a predicted model, not a curated record. The coding region runs from base 495 to 1421 and encodes 308 amino acids. Lineage: Eukaryota; Metazoa; Chordata; Lepidosauria; Squamata; Anolidae.